Caretta caretta (loggerhead turtle) is the source of this 3326-nucleotide messenger RNA. RefSeq names its product crumbs cell polarity complex component 3 (gene CRB3). The record is from RefSeq and is a predicted model, not a curated record. Lineage: Eukaryota; Metazoa; Chordata; Testudines; Cheloniidae.
GCGAGAGGGAAGGCGGAGCUGGCCAGAUCGCAGCCCGGGGAGGGAGCGGACAGAGGGAUCGGGCCGGUGGUGAAACCCUGGGGGCUGCCAGUUCCUUGUCAUCCCCAUCUCCAAGGGCCCCCCAACGGGCUGAGGACCCUGGGAAGCAGGAGACUGUGUUACCGUUGCACUAUCAGGAUUGUGAUCCCUCCAGGGAGAGGGGGAGUGACCCCCCCCCAUGUCCUCCCCUCCCUCCCAGACACCUGGGGGAGCGAUGGCGGGCUACAGUCACCCCUUGCUCCUGGCCGUGGCCCUGCAGUCCCUGUUACAGCUGGCCCUGGGCCAAGUCACGAAUGGGAGCACCGCGACACCCACACCCGCAUCGGGGCUCACGGAGUCGGAGCGGCUGGCAGCCAUCAUUGUCCCCUCCCUGGUCGGGGGUCUCCUGCUUAUUGGACUUGUGAUCUUCGGGGCGCUCAAGGUGCGGGAGAGGCGGCAGACGGAGGGCACCUACCGGCCCAGCAACGAGGAGCAGGUGGGUGCUCGGGUGGUGACGAACACUAACCUCCAACUGCCCCCCGAGGAGCGGCUGAUCUGACCCUGGGGGAGGGGGGGGUCACACACACACCCCCUCCCCGGACUGGCAGACUCUGUCCCGACUGGAUACUGCGGUUCCAGAGCCGGCCGCACACCUGGGGGCGGCUCCUUGCUCUCUGCUGGCCGGAAGGAGCCGACGUCUUCGUCGCUGGAUGCAGGAUUUCCACCUGCGCCCCCCUGCUGCGGGCGGGAGGGUGCCGCCCAGCCAGGGCGGACACGGGGCAGCUCGCCCGCGAGCCUGCUGGCCAUGCUGCUGCUCCGCAACAUCGCCUCCUGGUGGCAGAAGCGGUGGGAGCCUCUGCUGCUGGGCUGGAAGAUUGGCGGAGCGCUCAACCUCGUGCCUCUUUCCACCUGGUUGGAUUACUUGAUCCUCCCGCCCCGUCUGUGUCUCUCACUUGUCCUGUGACCUCCCCUACCUCUGUCUGUUCUGGGGCAGGCUGUGUGUAAGCUGCCCAGCUCACCAAGCCAGCCUCAGCUUGCAGAUGGGGAGUGACUCUACGUUGGCACCUGGGCUGGUGAAAGUAAGGCUGGCCUGGCAGCGAAGGAAGGGGAAGCUGUAAACCCCUGCUCUAGCCUCCAGGGAAGGUUUUGGCCUUAACCGUCGUGCCUCUGUUUCCCCAUCUAUCACCCCCACACCAUCCCCCCACUCACCCUGGUGCUCUUAUGGUUACAAAACCUGCAGGCUUGUUGGAUGCAUGUGGAAGGUGCCACAUCACUCCGUAGUGGCUGGUGAAUGCACAGGAUAAUAGCCUCCUGCUGCUGUCAGCUGAUGGAGCUGCUCCUUGGGCUGGGGGGCUGAAGGUACUGGACUCAAACCUGGGCCGCUGAUGGGGUCAUUUCUUGUGGUGCGGGGGAGGCGUGAAAUAAUUAAAAAAGCAACUCGGCAGCCUCCUUUGCUGUCCUGUCUAGGGGGAUGGGACCAAACUACACCCACUUUACCGGUCCAGUCUCUUUGUCCUCUGGGGCGGCUGUGUUUUGUCUCUCCUUUAAACCAAGACUUGCUGGGAGACUUUUCCCCAUGUGCAGCACCCCCCCCCCCAGCCCCCCAGCAAGUUCAGUGGCUUUUCUCCCAAGCCGCAGUGUCCCACAGCACAACCCCGCCCCAUUGCUGCUCCCCCAGCCAGCACCUGGGCCAAGGUCAUUUCCCUGCAUGGGGCAGCCUAGGGCACAGCACCCAGGUGUCCCCUCCUCGGCGAGGCUCGAGCAGGAGCACCCAUCCCCCUGCCUGAGGCUUCCAUACCGAGCUGCAGUAGAAGCAGCGUGUGGGCUGAUUUCUUCGCCCCCUUAGUCACUUGUACCAGCCACGGUUCCUGAGCCUCUGGCGUGGCCUGUGGGUUGGUGGAUCUUUAACUCCAAGAGCUUUUCUCCCACCAGUGCCUUGGCCAUUUGAGUUAUGCGGAACACACACAAUCCAUAGGUUUUAAAUAGGCCGGCCCAUGGCGCUGGCUUUGCCUUUAUGCCACCUGGGGGUUGUCCCAUGAACAUCUCAGCUUCUCUUGACUCUAACAAACUUUGAUAACGUGGCAGCAAAUUCCCCAGGCUUCCAAGGGAGGAAGAUGCAGGGGAGCUGUUUGCCCAGCGGGCCAUCCAGCAUCAGGGGUUGCUGGGAACCCAGCUCCGCAGCCAACUGCUUGGAUCAUCUUUACGGCCCCUGGUCGGUGCUUCCUCGCUGUACCCCGUGUCUUGGCUCUGUCUCCUGGCGCCUCCGGGGCACGCUAACCUUGCUCAGUGGCCAGCUGAAAGCUUCCCUGCUCCCACAGCUGUCACCUGGUGCUGCACGUUCUCCGCUCAGUCACCUCUUCUCUCCUUUCAGUCCUCCCGGGAAGACCCGAAAUUAACCGAGCUGUGAGAGCCAGGAGCAAAGGUCACCAGAGCUUGGCCCUUGCCCUUUGAAAGUGCCGGAGUUGGGAGCUCCCUGCCUCAUGCCCACCCACCGGUCAGUUCCUAGUCGUCCCCUCCCCACAGGGUCACGCUGCCCAGUUUUGCAUGGGCCAGUGGCCGCUUCUUACUACAACCUCCCUGUUCACCCAGCACGAGGGGGGGGGCUGGUCGCUGACUGGGGUUCCUGGGCCUUGUGAUGAUACAAAUAACUGCAGCAGGGCUGGGGCCCUGACAUGGGACCAGCUGCUCACAGCUCAGGGAGGGGUCCCCUUCCCCCCCCCCCAGUGCAGCUCUGCUCACAGCUCAGGGAGGGGUCCCCUCCCCCCGCCCAGUGCAGCUCCGCUCACAGCUCAGGGUGGGCCCCCUAGUGCAGCUCGUUCCCCACCGCCAGCCCUCAAACCUCUUCUUCAGCUGACACACCUCCAGCAGGGCUGGGAGCCAUGUAGGAUUUAGGCACCUCCAGCCCUUUGAGGAGCUGGGCCUCAGACCCAGGGGGUUUAGGUGCCCCAAGUUGCUAAUCUUACCCCUUCUCUGCACACAAAUAUGCAGCAAUUUAAUUGACCCCCCCAGCUCGAAAGGAGGCUGGUCGUGCCAGGAUGGCUCUGCCUCAGACCCGCUGGCUGAUCUUGGACGAGUCAUGUCACCUCUUGUGCCUCAGUUUCCCUAGCUGUGGAAGCCAGUCCUACAGAGCCCCGGAGGAGCGGGAGGCAGGGUUUCCUGCCCCACGGGGUGCUGCGGUGGCAGCUGUUUAAGCUGGGUUUAUACCACAGGGUGUUUUCCCUCCUCUGUGCAAAUACAACUUUUAUUUUUUUUGUAAAAUAAUUUGGGGAUCCAUUAAAAAAAUGGGGACCAUGCCUCCCCCCCCACCC